AAUGUUUUACUGACAAGUGGAUCAGUCGCCAACAUAGCCUCAAGCCAAAUCUAAUUGUAAGCUUCCUCCACCCACCUACUCCUAGAAGCCGCUAUCUUAUAGUUCGCCCUUAUUCUAUAAGGAAGCGCAAUGAAGGAUGAUGACGAUAAGGACCUGUCGCUUCACGAACUUAGCCUAGACUACGGAGCAUCUAUUAUCUCGCAGCUCGUCGAUAUAGGUAACGAGCGCAAUCAACAAAGACACGUCAAGUUCCGCCCCUUCAUCAGCCGCCUCCAGUGUCUCCGGCCGGAAGGCACGCAGUUACUCCGCACGUCUAUUAACGCCUUUAACGAGCCACACCACCGCCGUUGUAUUCAAAAGCGCGAUGCUCUACAAGCUAUGGACCUCGUCUACCAGCUCAGCAAGCAUCCUGUUGCGCUAUUAGCCCGCCCCGUGCAGAUGAAAUCCGAGCUGGAUCUUCUUGGACACAUCCUCUCGGGGAACCUCGUCGAAGGCAACCGUAACAUUCGACUUUCGCAAGCGACUACCGUUCAUAAGGCGAAGAAGGCCUUGUGGCUACUUCGCGAGAUCACCCGGGACAUUUGCAGGAUAGAACUGCCGCCGGAUGACGUCUGCCGGGUCAACGACGUGCUUCGAGCGGCUGGAAGGUAUACAGAGAUGCUGCCUAAGUCGAGCGCAAUGACACCAACAAUAGUCGCCGACAUUGAGGCGCGCGGGUUGUUAAAGCCGUGGGACCGGCUCGCUAUUCUCGCCAAUUGCUGUCAAUACCCAGUACGGUUAGAUUAUGAAGCUCUCAACAAGCAGCGUCGUAGCCUAAGUUUGUCGAUCCUGGCCAUGUGUUUACUCAAUGGCGAGAUUCUCGAUAAUAACGACUGCAACCAAGAGCUGGUGGCGCCGCUAACGACGGCGCGCCCGAGCGGAUGGCAUUUGACAAAGGGGCACUUGUGGAAGUUAAGCCGCGUCAUCGACACCUCGAAAUUUAAGAAGAAGCUACCCUGGAUCAACAUCCCAAGGGGUCGAUUAACACUCAACAAACGGAAGCAUCUACUACAGCUUGUUUUUCGCUUAAAUGAUCUAGGACACCGCCCUCUCGCUAACUGGAUCGACAAAUAUCUUGCCGACGACGCUAACUCCAACGCCCAAGAGGACUACAUCUCCUUUACUGAAAUGUAUCUCCACCGCAUGGCCGCUGAGUUAGCAGCAGCGAUUAAGGCGCGCCGAAAGCUACGGCUAGGCAGCAUAUGGGACCCGACGGGGCGGUCGGCGCCCUACGGCGCAGUCUUUGUGUGGGCUGAUAAAGACGAGGAUAAGGGUGAGGCGCAUCCGCCGCUGGCUUUUGUCUUCACCUCGGCAUGGUUUCGCGAUCCAGGCUCGAAGACUUAUGAAGCUAAUGACAUCCACCGACACGUCUCACUUGAGGUUAGCCUCGAGAAAUCCCCCGACAGUGCCGAUGUCCCGCACCUCCGCGUCGCAGGUGGUUGCUCGUGUUUCCCUGGCCGCGAGAGCUUUAGACAGUUAAGCCUUAGUAACAAACUGGGUGACAAGCUAAGUGAGGAAGAGUAA
Trichoderma asperellum CBS 433.97 is the source of this 1563-nucleotide messenger RNA. Lineage: Eukaryota; Fungi; Ascomycota; Sordariomycetes; Hypocreales; Hypocreaceae. The record is from RefSeq and is a predicted model, not a curated record.